UAACGCAUCAUGGUCUGUCAAGUGUCGCUGCUCGCUAAAUGAUCAGAUUGUUAGGCCUCUGCUCUGUGAUUGGCUUGCUGUGAUUCAUGUGAGCGAUAUUCUUUGGUGGUUGAUAUCUGCUUGGAAGAGCUGUGUAAGCUACCAGACGAAGCAGAGCUGCUGCUGCAGACGGGAGAGGGGGUGUGUCAAGGCGUCAUAAAACCCACGUUUGCUUUUAUCAUUAUUUUUAAUAUAAAGAAGGCAAUAAGGAAAAAAAAAAAAAAAAAAAAAAAAAAAAAAAACAACAACACAGUAUAUUCCUGCUUUGGGGGUUAGGCUGUUUAUACCCCAUCCGAUGAACUGCACCAGGUAAGAAGGGUCCUGCACAUCUUGAAUUCAAGACCAUUGCCAAACCCUAUUAUGCCCGUUGAUGUAGCAAUGAGGCUCUGUCUUUCUCAUUCACCUCCCCUGAGGAGUUUCCUUAGCUCGUAUGAAGAUUACAGAGGGAGAAGCCUUGUGAACAGAUUGAAACCAAUGAGACCUUGUAUCAAUUUAAAAAAUGAAUCCGAGGCAACAAGCCCAGAAUGGAGAAGCCCCAAGACCAAGUCAAAGAAACGAGUGGUGUUUGCAGAUUCAAAGGGUCUGUCACUUACUGCUAUUCACAUCUUCUCUGAGUUUGAAGAUAAUCCGAUGUCUGAUCUGCAGUUUGAUCUGGCUGAUUUAGAAGAUGCGACAGCUGGUUUGAAACUAAAUGAAGAAAAGAACUUGGUUAUGGAUUUUUCCCAGCCUGCUGCAGAUUACUUGGAAUUCAGGAAUCGGCUAAAAAAGAACUUUGUCAGUCUGGAAAACUGUUCCCUGCAGGAAAGAUCACUUGCUGGGACUGUAAAAGUGAGGAAUGUAAGCUUCGAGAAAUCUGUCCAUAUCCGGAUAACCUUUGACACUUGGAAAAACUGCACAGAUGUUGAAUGUACCUUUAUGAACAAUGUUUAUGGUUGCUCUGAAACAGACACCUUCUCUUUCAUCAUUAACCUGCCUAAUUUUGUGCCUCCUCACGAGCGCAUUGAGUUCUGUGUUUGUUUCAAAAGCAAAGACCAGACAUACUGGGACAAUAAUGAUGGACAGAACUAUAGAGUGAUCCACACUGAAUGGAAAUCCGAUGGUAUUCAGGCUCCAACAUCCAUCCAGAAUGAAAGUCCAUCCUAUAACAAUCACAGUAAAAUUCAAGAAGUGGAGUUUGAUCAGUUUGGUAGUCCAAGGACAUCCAACGGACUGUUUCCUGAAUGGCAAAGUUGGGGGAGGUUUGAGAACACAGCCCCCUAUUGGUGAACCCUUGCAACAUCUUGAAAUACAUGAACACCAACUCUUAUCUCAAAAGCUUUUGCAAUGCUUCUGCAGUAAAUAAAACCUAAAGGGUUAAAUGCAACUUGGAUCAAUAAAACUCAAAAGUUGCAAAUAUUAUACAAAUCGUCAAAGUUAUCUGCAACCAGAGAGGCCAACAUUGCUGUUGUAUGUGUGUUUGGUAACAGGGUGGGAGGAGAGUGUUAUGCUAUUGACUCUAACAAAGAUUAUAGUACCCCCAACGUUUCAUUAAAAACAGUUUUGAACUGCCUUUAGUAAAGCUUGUAAAAACUACAAUUAACCAGGUCUGAAGCAUCACAACAAACAUUACCAACAUGCUCUAAACAACUAAUUCAGAUUUAAAAAAAAAACAGUCGUCUCAUUUAAAUGAAACACGGUGUGGUAUACGCUAUGAGUAAAAGCAUGAUAACACAUACAACUAUAUGCAGUUAAUAGAUACCUUUUUGAUUGUUCUAGCAAAACUUCCUUAGUCUUUUUCUAAAUCUGUAAAAAGCACUUUAGUAUGCCUCUGAGUUUAUGAUAUCAUAGCCUUUAAGUGCAUACAAUAAUAACAAGCACUGUUACAAUGAUUGAAAUGUGGAAGGCUCAUACCUUAUCUUUAAGGAAAAAAAAAACAAAACAAAGCAUUUGAUUUAUUAUUUAUGGCUUCCACUCAAAUGGUUUUAAUGGCUGCAUGCACUUUUCCAAUCCACUGCAUUUUUGUUAAUCAUUUAGUUUUCAUUUGAUUGAAGUAGCUUUAAUUCAAGACUAACAAUAAAAAUAAUAAUUAAAAAAAAAACAAAAACAAAAAAAAUUGUAUUAAAAAUGAUUUUCAAACUUCUAUCUUUUCCCAUUUCAUACUUAACAUUUAAAAUGAAAGCUGUCAUGGAGUUAAGUAAAGAAUGUGCUGUACGGCAUGAAUAAUAUAAUUUCAUAAAAUUCAGCACCUAACAGAAAAAGUGCCUUUUGCUGUCAUCAGAUGCCAAAAUGUUUAAUAUUUAUGUAAUUUCCCAACAUAAUUAAGGCUUUCGACUAAGUUGUAAUUAUACUGAUUGGUUAAAACAAUAUUUAUUUUUAUCACAGCAAUGACUUGACUGUCACUGCAUUUUCUAGUAUUAUAUUUGAUGUAAACCACCUGAAUGUUUUUUUUCUUUUCUUUUUUUUUUUUAAUUCAGUGGUGAACAGUUUGCACUGUUUGAACAAACACCUUUACUAUUCUGAAUGUGAAUCAAGAGAGUACAGGUACAGCUGUAAAAUCCUUCAUGUUGAAGGGUGUUCAUUUUGUGGUACCUUUAAAAUAAUGAAAUACUUUCAAGAAAAAGUGGAAAUAACUAAAUGUUAAGUGGCUUCCUGCUUGCACUUAAAUGUAUGCCUGUAUUUUAAAAUCACAAUUUGAAGAUUUAGAUUGUUGAUCAGUUUGUGCACAACACAGUACUUGCUGCUAUGUUUCGUACUAUUGUAUUCUCUGUAUUGCUUUUAUUAACCCUAAACUAUGUUUUAAGUGUGAUGGUACGGAGUAUUUAUGUUCCCUCUGAGUGAAAAAGGAAUGUGUGGUUAUAAAGUGUGAGAGGGGGACUGUGAUAGUGGAUGCAAAGUUUUUGUCAUUUUUUUUUCAUUGUGUGUUACGAAAUGCAGGCCAAUGUUAAUGGGAGAUAUGUUAGUCUGUUAUUGUUUUCUGAUUGAUAUAUAUGGUCUGAACUACUUUUUUAGAAGUGCAAUGUGAAGCAGAAUGUUAAUUGGUGUAGCACAAAUCUCCGUGCCUCACACAUAAAUAUUUUUCUACUGUAAAGAAAUGUCGCUGUAUGAAAUAAUUGUUUUCUGUAAUAUGUUCCUUUAAGAAAUACAUUUUUAUAUUGCAAAAAGACUGAGUUGUUUAAAGAAACCGACAGCAGUCUAGAACAGUUUCAUGAGCAUCAAACUGGAUUUGAUUCACUUAAAUUCACUUAAAUAUUUGUGUGCACAAGUUUAACACAUUCAGUUAUCCUAGAUCCUGUCGUUUCAAACUAGAUUUGACCAUGACCAUGUUUCUAUAACAUAAUUUAUAAAUGAGAUACUAUGCACAGGAAACCAAUACAUAAAUAAUGUUUAAAGAAUGCACACAUUCUACUGUCCACAGUAUAGCUGUUUGUCUCCUUUAAUUAAUAGAUCAUUUGAUAGGGUGUUAGUUUUAUUUUACUCCUGAAAGAUUUUUAAUUUUUUUUUUUUUUUUUUACUGUAAUUUGUUACAAAUCAUACUUUUUU
Molecule: messenger RNA, 3558 nt
Organism: Polyodon spathula (Mississippi paddlefish)
Lineage: Eukaryota; Metazoa; Chordata; Actinopteri; Acipenseriformes; Polyodontidae
Product: protein phosphatase 1 regulatory subunit 3C-B-like
Exons: 2
Coding region: 400-1305 (301 amino acids)
Biological process (GO): regulation of glycogen biosynthetic process
Cellular component (GO): protein phosphatase type 1 complex
Molecular function (GO): glycogen binding; protein phosphatase 1 binding
Source: RefSeq, a predicted model, not a curated record